CCAUAAAAUAAUUAACUAGAAGGACAGCCACCACCAAAUCACCACAACAGCCACUGAUGACUGAACUGACUGAAGCUGGUUUUCUCUCUCUCUCUAUAUAUAUCUCUGUGAUAAAAGCACAUGUUUUGGUUGUGUUGUGUUCAAAUCUGUGGUCCAAAUUUUCUAACCCAACAAUAUUAUUUUUUUAGCACCUUUUUAGAAAUCUUAUAGAAGGUUCAUGAAAAAUACGUUAUUUUAAUGGUUUUAAUUGAUAAAUUAACUGAAAUGGAUUCAUGGGACGAGGAUUCAGAUGAAAAUGAUUUAUCUAUUGAAGAACCGGAUACUACUGGUAAAAGUAUCGUGAAAUUAUCAACACCUAAGCAAAGUAAAAGGAAAAAUAGUGACUCAAAUAAUACAAAGCUUAAGAAAGUCAAGUAUGAAAGCAUAUCCCAAGAUAUUCCAAAAAAGAACAAGAACAAAGAUGAUAUGUACAAACCUCCUACAGUUGAAGAGCUUAAUAAUUUAAAAGAAACUGAAAACUUGUACAAUAACAAUUUAUUUAGGCUUCAGAUUGCAGAACUAGUAAAGGAAAUAUCAAUAAAGAGUAAGAGAAGAAAAUCUCUAAAUUCUUGGUUAAGAACAGUGAAUGAGGAACUAGAAAACUUGCCAGAAUUUAAAGAAUUAUCACUGUCUGAUAUCAAACCUUCAAAGAAGAAAUCAAGUAAAAGAGAUAUUUUUAUAAACAAUAUAGCUUCCAAAUAUAGCUGUAAUAUAAAAACAGAUCAAAAUUUAGUACUAAAGUUCAGUAAGCCUACUAAUAUCCAGAGUUUUGGUUUAAAAGAGUGCAAUUCUUAUCCAGGCCCUAAUAUAGAAGCUUCCAUUAAUAUUAAGAUGCCCAAGUUGUAUCUCAAUGUGAAAGAUUUUCUAAAUAACAGAUAUCUUGUAAAAAGGUUUUACUAUUUGAUUUAUUUAGCUGAGCAUAUUACAGGAGUUAGAAAACAGUUAUGUUAUCAUGAAAAUAAUAUCUUGUUACCUGUAUUAGAAAUGCAGCCUACAAAAGAUGAAAAAUUGAAAGUCAAAAUUUAUGUUACACCUCCCGAAGGAUAUUUCAAGCCAUCUAGAUUUUUACCAAAUAUGAACAAUGUAAGAAUCAAUUUAUUUGAUAAGAGCAGAAUAGAAGAUAUUACGGUGCUAAAAAAUACACCAACAAUUUUGUAUAAUAGUGCUAUAGCACAUGACGUAACUUUAUCAACAUACAGUGAAUUUGUUAAAACAGUGUUACAUGAACAUUAUAAUGUACAAGAAGGUAUAAAACUUUUGUGUGUAUGGUUGAAACAGAGGGAACUAAAUAUUGGUUAUGGAGCCUUUACAGAAAAUUUAGUGUUGUAUAUAAUCAUUUAUUUGCUUGUAAAGAAGAAACUUAACAAACUGAUGAGUUCAUAUCAAGUCGUAAGGAAUUUUUGGAGUUUUGUAUCCUCAACAGAUCUAUCAAAAAAUCCUCUAAGUCUUGGAAAUUGUGAUAAACAAACUCUUGAACUGUUUAAACAAAGUUUUAGUAUUGUUUUCCUAGACUGUACAGGUUCUUUCAAUGCUGCUGCAUUUUUAAAUGAAGAUAUCAUGAAAAAAGUAUCUGCUGAAUGUGAGAUGGCAUUAAAACAUCUUGACAAUCCUAGAACUGACUCCUUCCAUUCCUUAUUUUUAACAAAAUUGUCUUUUAAUUUACAAUACGAUGUGAUAAUUAAUAUAACUGAAUCGCUGCCGUUAAAAGAGUGUUUAAUAAUUGAUGAUUCAGACAGAGCAAAAUAUGUCGGCUAUGGAACUCUACAGAAUAUAGGUUCAUUAAUAAAAGUAAUUAAAAGAGGUUUGAAUAAAAGGAUUUUACACAUUGUGCCUAGAAUUGAGGUUCAACUUUCUGAAGAAAAUACAUAUCCUAUUAAAAAAGUUUUGUUGGGUAUAAAUUUAAACUCAGAAACAGCAUUUAAUUUUAUAGAAAAAGGUCCUUCUUUGAGUGACCACUCUGAAGCAGAAAAAUUUAGACAGUUUUGGGGAUAUCUGUUCAGUGAUAGAAGAUUUCGGGAUGGAAGUGCUCAUGUAGCUGUAUAUUUUAAAACCAACACAAUUAGAGCCAAAAGGAACAUAAUAAAACAAAUUCUACAAUUUCUUCUUACGGAAAAGUUACAGCUGAAAUUUAGAUUGUAUUAUAAUGAGCUAGAAGAUUUUUUAAUAAAUAAAAAAAUUAAAGCACCAUAUCCUGUUGGCACUAAUGAAGAAGGAUGCUUAAAAGUGAUUAAUUUAUCUGAUGAAUUGGGACAAAAAAUCAGAGGUCUUCAAAUGUCUUUGAGUAUUACUGGUAUAUUAGGUCUUUCAGAUACUUUUUGCUAUUGUAAUGUAUAUCCACCAAUUGCUAGAGAUAAUGACUAUAAAUCUAAAAAUUGUAAAGUGCAAGAGAAUAGUAUCAUCUUUAACACAGAAAAUGUUGAUGAAAUACCACAGUAUGUUCAAGCCAAUCAAUUGGUUCUUUACUUAGAACAUAGUUCAAAAUGGCCUAACAAUCUUGAGGGAGUAAGGCAUAUAAAAACCACAUUCUUACUUGAGAUAUCGAAAAAGCUCAGUGAAAUCUAUAAUAUAAAAUCAAGGGUGACUAAAAAUCACUUAGAUGUAUUUUAUGAAGGUCUCAUAUUCAGGUAUAUUUUGUAUGUUCCCAAAGAAGUAGCGCUAAUGAAAAAAGCUACAUCUGAUUCUGGAGUUGUUAAAUAUGUUGAAUCGCAAAACACACUAAAUAUUGAAAGAGAUUUAAACAUUUUACCUAAGAUUAUAGGUGCUCUAAAAGGUUUGCAGCUUCAAUUUCCAAGUUUCGGAUCUGGUACAGCCCUAAUAAAGAAAUGGCUCAGGUGUCAACUAAUAGACGAGUUCCACAUAUCAGAUAUAACUAUAAAUUUAUUAAAUGCAUCAUUGUUCUUGCAUAACUCAACAUAUAGUGAAUCUUGUACACCUCAAAUUUCCUUUUUGAGGUUCUUGAAGUUUAUAUCUGAAUUCCAGUGGGAGUUGCAGCCCUUAGUUGUAAAUUUUAACGACGAAUUAUCAAAGGAAGAUUUGGCAGAUUUGGAGUCAAAAUUUCAACAGCACAGUGAUACAAUUCAACCUUUGUAUAUUAUAACACCAUAUGAUCAAGGAGCAUCACUCUUUACCAAGGAAUCACCUACAAGAGAGAUUUUAAUAAGAAUUAGACAAUUGGCAAAUAUUACACUGAAUCUGAUGAGUGAAAGUGUAAUUGAACAAAAGUUUUUUGAUCUGACGGGAUUUUUUUCACCUAAUAUGGAUGGAUAUAACCUAAUAAUUCAUUUAAAUCCCCAAUUUAAUUCGAGAAGGCAUGAAAAUACUAGUGAUUUGAAUGAACAACAAGUUAUAUUGGAGAAAUAUGUCAAAAGAGAUAUUGAAAACAUUCCUUUUGUUGAAUUUAGUCCUGUUGAUGAAUACUUGAAGGAACUAAGGAAUAAUUAUAGAGGUAUAGCCACAUUUUUUCAUAACAUUUACGGUGGGAAUUGCAUAGGGGUACUGUGGAAUCCACCAGCAUUAGAAACAAAAGAAUUUAAGGUCAAUUAUGUCAAUGGAAGGAAACUUGUAGAUGACAAGUUGGUUUUAAACAUUGAAGCAAUCACUGAAGAUUUAUACAUAUUAGGAAAAGACCUUGUCAAGUGGAUUGAAAGAACUAAAUAGGGUGUAUAUAUUAUUCUGUACAUACCAGUAUAAUUUUAAUAAUAAAAACAAUAAAAGUCCC
Molecule: messenger RNA, 3757 nt
Organism: Sitophilus oryzae (rice weevil)
Lineage: Eukaryota; Metazoa; Arthropoda; Insecta; Coleoptera; Curculionidae
Gene: Mat89Ba
Product: nucleolar protein 6
Exons: 10
Coding region: 238-3696 (1152 amino acids)
Biological process (GO): rRNA processing; tRNA export from nucleus
Cellular component (GO): UTP-C complex; CURI complex; small-subunit processome
Source: RefSeq, a predicted model, not a curated record